This is a messenger RNA of Lynx canadensis (Canada lynx), 8640 nucleotides long. It is a transcript of the gene KCNC3, whose product is annotated as potassium voltage-gated channel subfamily C member 3. Gene Ontology annotation, biological process: protein homooligomerization; potassium ion transmembrane transport. The record is from RefSeq and is a predicted model, not a curated record. Gene Ontology annotation, cellular component: neuronal cell body membrane; axon; dendrite membrane. Gene Ontology annotation, molecular function: delayed rectifier potassium channel activity; protein binding. NCBI's taxonomy places the organism in Eukaryota, Metazoa, Chordata, Mammalia, Carnivora, Felidae.
GGGAGAGGGGAGUGGAGGACAGAGACACAAAGAAGAGGGACAGAGACCUGGAGGGGACAGAGACCCAGGGAGAGGAAGACAAGGGCCUAGGGCAAGGAGGACAGCGCCCCAGAGAGGGAGUGGAGGACAGAGACACAAAGAGAAGAGACAGAGACCGGGAGGGGGCAGAGACCCAGAGAGAGAGAGGCAAAUCCCCGAGAAUAAGCUACAGAGACCAGGAGAAAGGGACUGGGGGUGGGGGGACGGAGACACAGUUGGGGGAGAGGAGACUGAACCUUAGGGAGAAGGGAGUAAAGACUCAGAAGGAGGGGAACAGAUUCAGAGAACAAUGAGACAGAGACCCGGAGGGAGGGUAGAGACUUAGAAAAGAGGGUCCAGAGUCUCAGCGGGGCGAGGGCAGAGACGAGGGGACAAAUAAAUACUCAGAGAAAGGGGAUAGAAAGACAUCGAGACACACAAAAACGGGAGCGGGGGCGGGUGGGUAGGCGAUACGAACCAGCCGCCGCACCUGCAGAGGGAGGCGGUGGGCCAGGGAUAAUGCAGCGGGAGAAAGCCCGCAGCCCCUGACCCGCCCCCUUCGCUCCCGCAGGCACCGCCUCCUCCCGCCGCAGCCCGGGCAGAAGCUGAGGCCCCGCUCCAGCGCCUGCGCCCAGCUGCUCGGUGUCUGGCCAGCCAAGGGGGCGGGGCAGGACACGCCCCUCCACUAGCCCCGCCCCAACUCUGCGCUCCCGCCGGGACUUUCGGACACCUAGCCCCGCUCUAUUUCUCAUUGGCCCCGCUUAUUUCCUCAGCCUAGCCAGUUUCCCGGCGCUUAGGUUUCUCCCCUCCGCCGCCCUUAAGGCUCUCUCUUCACCUGUCCUCAUCCAUCCCUUGGUUCUGCAGUCUGCAGUCCGCUGUUAUCUAGACUUGGUCCCUUUUACAUCACCAGUUGGAAGUUCUUGCAGCGCCCUCCAAAGCCCUGCUGACCCUCACGCCGCUCUCCCAGGUUCUCUGAGCCCAGACUCCCCGUUCCAGGUCCUAUUCUUCCAUCCAGCCCAGUAAUUUUGUACUCUGCAGGUCUCACCUUUCCCGUAGCGUCCCCAUACCCGUUCUGUACUCUCUUAGCCCUGCCCCAACCCCGCCUAGGCUGGUUGCUUUCAAGCCUCUUAGAGCCCCAGUACUCCCCUAGUCUCGUCUUCCCACAGUCCAUUCAAGACGGUUUCUACCAUUUGUAGAUCCCACCCACCUUCCUCAGUCUCAUCCAUCCAUCCUGACACUCCUUUUCCCGGCCCAACCCCUUCCUCGCUUCGUUCCCUUUCUUAGUCCUAGGUAGACGCUCUCAGGUUUCCAGACCUCGCUUAUAUCCUCUCCUGCUCACUGGGUCUCAGUCCCUAUUCCUCCUUUCGGUCCAGCCUAGUGUCAUUUCGCGCGAAAGUACGGUCUAUUCUUCAUUUCCAGUUCCCGCCCCUCGUUCAGUCUCGCCCCCUCACUACCCAGCUCAAUUAGGACUGUUUCUAACUUUCCUAGGCCCUGCCUCUUCUUAAGAUCCGCCCUGCCCCGACAAAGCAAAGUUAGGGGCCCAACCCGGCUGUCUCCAUCUGCCCCUCCCCACAGGCUCCAGGUUGCCGGCUCUUUAGAUCCUUUCUCUGUCCAAUCAGGACCGUCUCCCCCAUGCCAGUCAGAAGUCUUUAAGUAGUUUGGACUUGUCCACUUCCUCUGCUCCGCCCACUCCUUUCUUCAGUUCAAUCAGAUCUCUUUCUCAUAUCUAGUCCCACCCCCUCAGUUAGCUGCCCGUCCUGCCCAUUUGGCACCUCGCUCGGACCUCCCCUUCUCUCGGAAAGAUCCAAUCGGUGUGUUUCACCUGCAGCCCCGCCCCGAGCAGCUAGGCUGUGUGGAGUCCCUGUCCUUCCCCCUGCCUCAGCCCCGCCCUAGCGUCCCCAGACCAAUCAGCUCUGUUCCGCCCCCACAGAGGCCCCGCCCCCUCCACCCGUCGCUUCUUCCACCCAAUCACGUCUGCUUCUCCUCCUGCAGCCCCGCCCCCGACGCCCCGCCCCUUCAGCCCCGCCCCCCGUCCAAUGCUGAGCUCAGUCUGCGUCUCGUCCUUCCGCGGGCGCCAGGGGGCCAGCAAGCAGCAGCCGGCGCCACCGCCGCAGCCGCCCGAGUCCCCGCCGCCGCUGCCCCCGCCGCCGUCACCGCCGCCGCUGCAGCAACAGCAGUUUGCGCAGCCCGGCUCCGCCGCGUCCCCGGCGGGCCCCCCGGCACCCCGCGGGCCCGGGGGCCGGCGCGCCGAGCCAUGCCCCGGGCUGCCGGCGGCGGCCAUGGGGCGGCACGGCGGCGGCGGUGGCGACAGCGGCAAGAUCGUGAUCAACGUGGGCGGCGUGCGCCAUGAGACGUACCGCUCGACGCUGCGCACCCUGCCGGGGACGCGGCUGGCCGGCCUGACGGAGCCGGAGGCGGCGGCGCGCUUCGACUACGAUCCCGGCGCCGACGAGUUCUUCUUUGACCGGCACCCGGGAGUCUUCGCCUACGUGCUCAACUACUACCGCACAGGCAAGCUGCACUGUCCGGCCGACGUGUGCGGGCCUCUUUUCGAGGAGGAGCUCGGCUUCUGGGGCAUCGACGAGACCGACGUGGAGGCCUGCUGCUGGAUGACCUACCGGCAGCACCGCGACGCCGAAGAGGCGCUCGACUCCUUUGAGGCUCCGGACCCUGCGGGCGCAGCGAACGCCGCCAACGCCGCUGGCGCCCACGACGCGGGUCUGGACGACGAGGCGGGCGCGGGCGGCGGCGGCCUGGACGGCGCGGGCGGCGAGCUCAAGCGCCUUUGCUUCCAGGACGCGGGCGGCGGCGCCGGGGGGCCGCCAGGGGGCGCGGGCGGCGCAGGCGGCACGUGGUGGCGCCGCUGGCAGCCCCGCGUGUGGGCGCUCUUCGAGGACCCCUACUCGUCGCGGGCCGCCAGGUAUGUGGCCUUCGCCUCCCUCUUCUUCAUUCUCAUCUCCAUAACCACCUUCUGCCUGGAGACCCACGAAGGCUUCAUCCACAUCAGCAACAAGACGGUGACGCAGGCCUCCCCCAUCCCGGGGGCUCCACCGGAGAACAUCACCAACGUGGAGGUGGAGACGGAGCCCUUCCUGACGUACGUGGAGGGCGUGUGCGUGGUCUGGUUCACCUUCGAGUUCCUCAUGCGCAUCACCUUCUGCCCGGACAAGGUGGAAUUCCUCAAGAGCAGCCUCAACAUCAUCGACUGCGUGGCCAUCUUGCCCUUCUAUCUCGAGGUGGGCCUCUCGGGCCUCAGCUCCAAGGCUGCCAAAGACGUGCUGGGCUUCCUGCGUGUCGUCCGCUUCGUCCGAAUCCUGCGCAUCUUCAAGCUCACGCGCCAUUUUGUGGGGCUGCGCGUGCUGGGCCACACGCUCCGCGCCAGCACCAACGAGUUCCUGCUGCUCAUCAUCUUCCUGGCGCUGGGCGUGCUCAUCUUCGCCACCAUGAUCUACUACGCGGAGCGCAUCGGCGCCGACCCCGACGACAUCCUGGGCUCCAACCACACCUACUUCAAGAACAUCCCCAUCGGCUUCUGGUGGGCCGUGGUCACCAUGACGACCCUGGGCUACGGAGACAUGUACCCCAAGACGUGGUCGGGGAUGCUGGUCGGGGCACUGUGUGCCCUGGCGGGGGUGCUCACCAUCGCCAUGCCCGUGCCCGUCAUCGUCAACAACUUUGGCAUGUACUAUUCGCUGGCCAUGGCCAAACAGAAGCUGCCCAAGAAGAAGAACAAACACAUCCCCCGGCCCCCGCAGCCCGGCUCCCCCAACUACUGCAAGCCCGACCCCCCUCCCCCGCCGCCCCCGCACCACCCCCACCACGGCAGCGGCGGUAUCAGUCCUCCGCCACCCAUCACCCCGCCCUCCGUGGGGGUGACUGUGGCCGGGGCCUACCCAGCGGGCCCCCACACGCACCCCGGGCUGCUCAGGGGAGGCGCGGGGGGGCUCGGGAUCAUGGGGCUGCCUCCUCUGCCGGCCCCCGGGGAGCCUUGCCCGUUGGCUCAGGAGGAAGUAAUUGAGAUCAACCGCGCAGAUCCCCGCCCCAAUGGGGACCCUGCAGCAGCUGCGCUUGCCCACGAGGACUGCCCAGCCAUCGACCAGCCCGCCAUGUCCCCGGAAGACAAGAGCCCCAUCACCCCUGGCAGCCGUGGCCGCUAUAGCCGGGACCGAGCCUGCUUCCUCCUCACCGACUACGCUCCUUCCCCUGAUGGCUCCAUCCGGAAAGCCACCGGUGCUCCCCCACUGCCCCCCCAGACUGGCGUAAGCCAGGCCCCCCAAGCUUCUUGCCCGACCUCAACGCCAACGCCGCAGCCUGGAUAUCCCCCUAGCGGACGAACCCCUUCCCCCCGGGCUCUUGUCACCGCCUGAGACCUCGCGAGACCCUCGGUCCCCCCCUGCCCCUUCCCCCCAGGUUAGCAAUUGGGAAUGGCUGGGAGGGGGUGUUCCCAAGAUACUGGGCUUCCAACCCCUGCCCCCCAGGCCCUCUGUCCUCUGGUCAAGACCCCCUCCCCCAGACAGACCUCUUGGCACUGACUGGGAACGCACUAGAACUUCCCCCAGACACCGGCAGUACUCUGAGAUCCUCCCGAGCUUUCCAGAAACCACACACACACACACACACACACACACACACACACACACACACACCCACACCCACACACACCCCCCACACACACUCUCCCCGGUCUUAGACCCUUUUGGCUCUCAGGCCUCGGUUAGACCUUCCCAUCAGAAGGUUCCACGACCCUUUAAAGAUACCUCAUCACAACCUUCAGGUGAGCCUUGCCUCUCUCAGGUCCGCCCCCCCACGGGGGGGGGCACUGCCAGUUCACGCUCCUUUCUGCCUCUCACAGCCCCACCCACCUGCCUUUCCUCCUUUCUCCCCCGCUAGGUCAGCCCCCACCGGAGCCCUCCCGAGCCCUCCCACCGGCUGCUCCCCCCACAUGCAUUCCACCGAGCUCCCUCCCCAUGCCCGUGCUGCCCACCAUCCGCCUUGCUGCCCCCCCCAACCCUUUUGCCUCAGAUAAGGGGGCCAACGGGGGUAGGGAGAGGGGAGGUGGGAGGGGCGGGCUGCGGUGGGGAUGGGGUGGGGGAGGCUCGGUGGGCACCACCCUGCCUCCUAACCCUGAGUCUCUCCCCCCUCCCCAUGUCUGAACCUUUCUCCUUGAUUCCGACUGACUGUCCGAUUUGUUCACUUUUCUCUCUCCAUCUCCUUGGUCCGCCUCUGUCCAUUUCUCUGCCUCUUGCCAUCUGUUUUGUUAUGUCUUGGUGUCUGACUGUCUGUCUCUUAUCCCUUCUGUCUCCCUCGCCGUCUCUAUCCCGGACUCUGUGCUUCCACCCUUUUUCUGUCUCCUUGCCUCUUCCCGUCCCUCUCUCUCUUUCUCCGGCUCCUAUCCUUUCUGGCCGUUCCUCCCCCUGCUUCCCUGGCUCGGGGUCUGUCUGUUGGACCCUCCCCCUGCACCCCCACCUCCAUGCUUCCUCCCCAUGUUUCUGCCCCUCCCUCCCCCCCCCCCCCCCGGUUACGAGAAAUCCCGCAGCCUGAGCAGCAUCGCGGGCCUGAGCGGGGUGUCCCUGCGCCUCGCGCCCCUUGCCACUCCCCCUGGCUCUCCCAGGGCCGCCCGCCGCGCUCCCCCAACCCUGCCCUCCAUCCUCUAACGCUCCCCUCCCCCCCGUGGGGGGACUGGGGGUGACAGGGAAGAAGGUCAAAGGAGCUGGGGGUGGGGGGUGGGGGAAAGGGUUUUUUUUUAAAAAUCAAAAAGUCAUUAAUAAUAUGCAACCGAGACGACGACGCCAGCAGACACCCCCGGACCCCUCACCCCCACCUGGGCCCCCAGGAUGGAGGGGGAGGAGCCAAACUCCAGCCCCCACCCGCCUCUCCCCCCUCCUCUCCCCCCUCCUCUCCCCCCAAUAAAGCCUUCUCAGGUCUCCAUGAGCCAUAGGACAUCCCGCUCCCAUAAACUCCUGUAAAUACGUCCAAAUUAUGCCAGUUACAUUUUGGGGCGCCUCUCCGCUAGUCUGCAUGCCUCCCUCAACCCGGAUCCCUCCUCCCCCCUUCCAGCUCCACCUCAGCAAUAAGCCGCCAGGGGCUGCAUGCCACGCGAUUGAGGGAAGGGGAAGUCUGGGAAGGGGGCGGGGCCUCAAGGGGGUCCGGCCGGCUUUGCAGCCGCGGGAGGGUCUCCUAGCCUCCUACCGUUCGCCCCAGGAGGACAGCCCAUCACAUUGAUGUAAAGAGUAAUACAGUAGCAACAAUGUGAGGGAAGGAGGAACAGCCACCCAGGCCCCCCGAACGAGCUGAGCUCAGAGGGCGAAAGCGGAGACCUGGGGAGUGGCCUGUGGACAGCUUCUCCCUCAGCCUUUAGGAAGAUCCCUCUGGUGAACGUGACCCUUUCAUCCCUCUCCAUCCCCGCCACGGGGUCUGCUCGCCUCUAUUCUUGCUGCAUGGACCCAGACCUCCCAUCUCGGAAUUUCUGGGAUGAUCUGGCCCUAGCACACAAAAUCCCCAACGCCCCCUCCAGGUUACCAGGACACGAGACCUGCACCCACAGUUCCCGAGACCCACUCUGGCACCCCGCAUCCCCUAAAUCCCCACCGGGUCCUGGGACUUAACUUCUGCGUACAGAUGCUGUCCCCCGCCCCACCCCACCCCCACCCAAUCCCUGGACCGCAUCCCAACAGCUCAAACCUCCAAGACUUGACCCAGCCCUUCAGCUCACUUUCAGCCUUUGGGAUGCUCCAGAUCCUUCCCACACUUGGGCAUUUCUUGGACACCCCCAGAUCCUCAGGCCUUCCCCCCCACCCCUAGAUAAUCCCCAAAUCUCUAACAUCUGACAUCCACCUCAGGUUCUCCUGAUACUAGAAUUCCCAAGAUAGGCUCAACCUGUCUGCAAUUCCAGGGAACCAGACCUCCCCCACCCCCAACCUUGGGCAUCCCCUUUCGUAUGCCUCGCCCUGCCUCUUCCAAGAGCCCCUUUCCUUAAAUGGUGCCCAAAAGGGACCCUCUUCAUGGACAUCAGUGUUUCCCAGAGAGUUGCAUUUGUACCCCUGGUGAUGUGCUAAGGUUUUAGGCAGUGUAAGGACGCUUAAUCUAAGAAGUUUUGUCUUUCCUGGCAUGUUGCUCACAAGCCGGUAAGUCCAGAUACUGCUGCUUGGCCCAGACACUGUUUAUUCAAGGUAGAGUGUUUCCACUUAAAGCAGAGGCUGUGCCCGCGCGAAGGGACACUGGAAUGGCAGAAGCUCGGGAAACGACGACAUACCUUACCGGGGCUGGGAUCCCAGCCCACCCUUCCCCGGCAUUCCGCGUCCUGCCACGCUCGCGGGUGGAAAAUCAUUUCUCAUACCCCAUCCUGGCUCAAGGAUGCGCUACCUCCCCCAAGCCCAGAGACCACACCGGUCCCAGAAUCCUUAGAGGGGACCCCUCCCCUUUUGGAGCUGGAGGCCCACGGAACUAGCAACCUCCUUCCCUCUGCUCCCACGGCCUCAGGAACCCCCCCCCCCAACACCCAUCCGAGGGUUGGGGGGUGUCACUGAGCGCGAUUCUUGAUGCAACGAUUCCUAUGCAAGGGGCAUUUUGAGUCCCCCAUCCUUCCCUCGGACCCUAAACCCUGGCGAAUCAGGGGUGAGGGGUGGGGCAGGUUCUGGUGGGAGCGGGGUGGGGCGAGGCAAAGGGCUAGGGGCUCCAGACACCAGGGUAUGGGGGUGGGGACUGAUUAUAUUGCCAAAGGGUUUAACUUCUUUAAAAAAAACAAAAACGAAAAAAAAAAAAAAAAAAAAAAAAAAACCCCAGACUCCCCUGACCCUCACGGAAGCCGAACGGUGCGGGGAAAGGGGGUGAGGAUCUUUUCCAAAGGGUACAGCCCUCUUCCCAACGUCUCCCCCUGCUCGCCAGUCUGCCACACGUACCCAGCUUUUUAGUUCAGCUUUUAAAAAUAAUCACAAUCAUAAACCUUUACAAAACGUGAUUCACGUCCUUCACCCCAACCCCCAUCCCCCAAGUCAAACAAACAGUGUGGGAUUUGGGGAGGAAGAGAGAGCCAAAGGGACAACUUCUAAGUCCCGCUCCCCUUUUCUCCCCGGCCGCCAGGGUGCCUGCAACUACACGCAUGCGCUGCAUGACGCGCUCCCCACACGCAUGUCGCGCCCCUCCAGCGCUCCGGGAACGCACGGACACGGGGCGAGGGGCGGGGCGAUUGGGGAGGAACGGACGGCGGGGGUCUUCCUGAGUUCAGCGGCUCCUCCUCCCCAUCACACACACAGCAAUAAGAGUCUCUCACUCCAACGUGGGCGGGGCGGGCCUGGCCUGUCGAGGCGGGAGGUGGGAGGAGUGGCCAGGGGGCGCUCUCAGGGAUGGGGGCGGGUGUCCGGAGUCAGUGUGGGGAGGGGAGGUCUGCAAAUCGUCCAACUCUGGUGCUAAUGGCGGGUCUUCUCAGCCCACCCCCAGGGCAGGGAGGGAGGGGUCGGCGUGGCCCCUCCCCCAAGUCUCCCCCACGCCCACCCUGGGUGCAUGAACCGCCCAAUGCAGAAGCUGCCGCAUGUCACCUGCCCUCCCCAAAGAAAAAGUGUCAUGCCCCCUUCCCGCCCGCCUUCUCACUUCCCACCGAAAUAAAAGUUUCCUUUUCAUUUAAAA